Arvicanthis niloticus (Nile rat) is the source of this 4179-nucleotide messenger RNA. The record is from RefSeq and is a predicted model, not a curated record. NCBI's taxonomy places the organism in Eukaryota, Metazoa, Chordata, Mammalia, Rodentia, Muridae.
GUCUCGCGAGGUUAGGUGCGCGUCGGUAUUUUGCGGGCUAGUAGCUUUCCCUGCAACUGUAAUUGCCGCUGCGGGAGAAAUUGGAGCUGCUGUCGCUGGCACGCCCGCUGCCUGCUCUCCUGGACUGAGAAGAGCCACAGCCUCUUCACUAGCGCGCCCCAUACACCUAGCGCCCGGGUCGCCCGGCAACAAUCCCAGACCCACUGCAACCACCUCAGGCAGUCGCUUUGCAGGUCAUCCCCCCCCCUUAGCCCAGCAACUGAGGGUGGCCCCCUGUCCCUAACCGACUUCUCACUCCACGUCAUCUGUGCCCUCCUCAGCGACGCCCGGGACCCACCUCUCCACACUCUAACUGACGAGGAGGAGACGCUCAGAAUCACCCUUUCUCUAGGCGGAGCCGGCCCCCUCACCCGCGGGUGUGUCCUAUAAAUGGCGUCGGAAAGCGACACUGAGGAAUUCUAUGAUGCCCCUGAAGAUGUGCACCUGGGGGGCGGCUAUCCUGUAGGGUCUCCAGAAAAAGUUGGACUUUUAUCAUUUAAGGAAACAGAGAACACAGCAAACAAAGCUGGAAAUGAGUUCCCUGUACAAGAAUUGAGACAAGAUGUAUCUAAAAAGAUAAUUGAAAGUAUUAUUGAGGAAAGUCAGAAAGCACUACAGUUGGAAGAUGACUCUUUGGAUUCCAAAGGAAAAGGACUUUCUGAUCAGGCUACUGCUGGUCCUUCUAUGGCUGGGACAGAGUUUAGUAACAUAACUGGACUAUUAGCCAUAGAACAUGAACUACAAGAAGAUUCCAAAAAGGCAGACAGUCAGAAUGUAGCUGAAGAAACUGAACUAGAAACACAAAAAUGUUUUUCUUCUGAUGGCACCUGUGAGAAGACAGUAGAUGAAACUGAUAAUUUAACUGAAGUAUGUUCAGCUGAGCAGCUUGAUGCUUCUGAACUAGAAAUUGAAAUAUUGAACAAGGAAGCAGUGGAAGUCAAAGAAGGUGAUGUUCUAGAUCCUGCAUCUUCAGAUACUUUAUCUAAUAAAGAUUUUGCUGCUGCCGAAGAAGUGGCUCCUGCCAAACCCCCAAGGCACCUUACUCCAGAACCUGAUAUAGUAGCCAGUACAAAGAAGCCUGUUCCUGCGCGCCCACCUCCACCAGCUAAUUUCCCGCCUCCUAGACCCCCACCUCCAUCUCGACCUGCACCACCACCAAGAAAAAAGAAAAGUGAACUGGAGUUUGAGGCUCUUAAAACACCUGAUCUGGAUGUACCCAAAGACAAUAUUACAUCUGAUUCUCUGCUAACGACAAAUAUGGCUUCAGAGAGUACAGUUAGAGAUUCCCAGCCUUCUCUCGAUUUAGCAAGUGCUACCAGUGGAGAUAAAAUAGUUACUGCCCAGGAAAAUGGAAAAGCAUCUGAUGUGCAGACAGUAGCAGGUGAAGUGAUGGGCCCUCAGAGACCUAGAUCCAACUCUGGGAGAGAGCUUACUGAUGAGGAAAUUUUAGCCAGUGUAAUGAUUAAGAACUUAGAUACUGGAGAAGAAAUACCUUUAAGUCUUGCUGAAGAAAAGUUGCCAACAGGUAUUAAUCCUCUCACUCUGCACAUCAUGAGAAGGACAAAGGAGUAUGUAAGUAAUGAUGCCACACAGUCAGAUGAUGAAGAAAAGUUACAGUCACAACAAACAGAUACCGAUGGUGGAAGGUUAAAACAGAAAACGACUCAACUAAAGAAAUUCCUUGGAAAAUCAGUAAAGAGAGCAAAACAUCUUGCUGAGGAAUAUGGUGAACGUGCUAUAAAUAAAGUUAAAAGUGUAAGAGAUGAAGUGUUUCAUACUGAUCAAGAUGACCCUUCAUCAAGUGAUGAUGAAGGAAUGCCAUAUACACGACCAGUAAAAUUCAAGGCAGCACAUGGUUUCAAAGGACCUUAUGAUUUUGAUCAGAUCAAAGUGGUACAAGAUCUUAGUGGCGAACACAUGGGAGCUGUUUGGACCAUGAAAUUUUCUCACUGUGGCCGAUUGCUUGCCUCAGCUGGACAAGACAAUAUAGUGAGAAUAUGGGCUUUAAAAAAUGCUUUUGACUAUUUCAACAAUAUGCGAAUGAAAUAUAAUACUGAAGGACGUGUGUCACCUUCACCAUCUCAGGAAAGUCUAAGUUCAUCAAAAUCUGACACAGACACGGGGGUAUGUAGUGGAACUGACGAAGACCCAGAUGACAAAAAUGCACCUUUUCGGCAGCGGCCAUUUUGCAAAUAUAAAGGACAUACUGCUGAUCUCCUUGAUCUUUCAUGGUCUAAAAACUACUUUCUGCUCUCUUCUUCUAUGGAUAAAACAGUCAGGUUAUGGCACAUUUCUAGAAGAGAAUGCCUUUGCUGUUUUCAACAUAUAGAUUUUGUCACUGCCAUCGCUUUCCAUCCAAGAGAUGACAGAUAUUUUCUCAGUGGAUCAUUGGAUGGAAAGCUCCGCCUAUGGAACAUACCUGACAAAAAAGUGGCUUUAUGGAAUGAAGUAGAUGGUCAGACAAAGUUGAUCACAGCUGCCAAUUUUUGUCAGAAUGGCAAAUAUGCAGUAAUUGGGACAUAUGAUGGUAGAUGUAUUUUCUAUGAUACAGAGCAUUUGAAAUACCAUACACAAAUACAUGUACGAUCUACUAGAGGACGCAACAAGGUUGGAAGAAAAAUUACUGGCAUUGAACCUUUACCUGGAGAAAAUAAGAUACUGGUAACCUCAAAUGACUCCAGAAUCAGACUGUAUGAUCUGAGAGACCUAUCACUGUCCAUGAAGUAUAAGGGUUAUGUCAAUAGCAGCAGCCAGAUCAAAGCAAGUUUCAGCCAUGACUUUACUUACCUCGUUAGCGGUUCAGAAGAUAAAUAUGUUUAUAUCUGGAGUACUUACCAUGACCUAAGCAAGUUUACUUCAGUCAGGAGAGAUCGUAAUGACUUCUGGGAAGGUAUUAAAGCACAUAAUGCAGUUGUUACAUCAGCCAUCUUUGCUCCAAACCCAAGUUUGAUGUUAUCCUUGGAUGUACAAUCUGAAAAAUUAGAAGGGAUUGAUAAAUAUGAAGAUACUGAAGUUUUGGAUAGCACAUCUACUGGUAUUGUGAAGACAGAUAAUACAGAAGUUCUUCUCUCUGCUGAUUUUACUGGAGCAAUCAAAGUGUUUAUUAACAAAAGGAAAACUGUAUCUUAAUUUGAAAUUAUAUUUAAAAUAAACAUAUCAGUAAGUUUCUAUAUGUAUCAGAAAUGAGAAAAGUAUUAUAGUGUUUCAGGCUAACAUUCUUUUUUAGCUUUUAUUGAAAGUUGUUUAAAUAUAAUAUAUAUUUUUUGAGAGGCAGUGUUAGUGAUCUAGGAACUCCUAGACUGAUAGACUAGAAAAGAAUGUGUCUAGAUUAACAUUGCCAACCAUAGAGUUUAUGUUUUGUUAUGUUUAUGUUUUGUUAUAUAGUUAUAAACAUGCACAAGUUUCUGCAUGAAAAGAUAUUAAUAUAUUAAUCACAUGUGCGUGCCUUUUGGUUACAUGCACUAAAUCUAACAAAGUUAAAUUAUUUUGGUGGCUCUUUUGGCCUCCUACUGGGUGAGGUGGUCUUGUUUCUAGUUCUAAAAAAUUUUUUUGCACAAAAUUUCAUUUUUAAGAAAUGUAUCUUUUGACUGAAUUAUUGUUUUGAAAUGUUAUAUAGGUUUUCAAUAGGUCAAUAACCAUGUGUAAAUGGUUUUUUAUAAAUUUCUCAAUUUGGGGACAAGAUUUUUUUGUGAUCUAAAUUGUGGAUUUAUUCUUUACUUUGUAAGUGUAUAUAUAUAAUUUUUUUUUCUUUGCCACACUGGAGCACAAUGUUUCUAUGUAAAGAAUUCUUUUCUUUAUCCAUGAGCACCAGGCUUUGCUCACUUAAAAAUAAGCCACAUUAAGGAGUGAGUCUUCUUUUUUACAACAAUGUAAAAAUGAACUGUUUACAUUUUUUUAAAGCAUUGUAGUUUAUAAAAAAUUAAGCCGUUUUGUUUUGUGUUGUGGAAUUUGAAAGGCUUUGUAAAUACCAGUAUAAUGUACCAAUGAAAUAACAUCUGGGACAAUGGAACCCUGGUAAUGUUGUUGAUGGUUUGCAUAUGUUUCUGAAACUGAAAUAUGUAUCAUUAAAGUUGGUCAUCAACACUUGUUAAAGGUGAAUUAUUUUCAUAUGACGUUAGUAAAUUGAGAUGCAAGAAAAAU